Molecule: messenger RNA, 1829 nt
Organism: Rubroshorea leprosula
Lineage: Eukaryota; Viridiplantae; Streptophyta; Magnoliopsida; Malvales; Dipterocarpaceae
Source: the annotation of a GenBank genome assembly
ACUUUCAAAAUGAAGAUUCUGGGUGGAGGGUCUCUUCAACUUGUCUAUGCACUCCUAAUUUUAGUGCAUAUGCAACCCUCCAUUGGAUUCAAUUCAACAAUUGGUGAUGAUGAAGUUAGGUGCAUAGAGAGCGAAAGACAAGCCCUUCUCGCAUUUAAGCAUGGUUUGGUUGACGAAUAUGGCUGGCUUUCCUCAUGGGACAAUGAAGAAAAGAAAAAGGAUUGUUGUGAAUGGGAAGGAGUUCGAUGUAGCAACACAACUGGUGGAUCUCUUCCUACUCAGCUUGGGAACCUUAGAGGUCUGCGGUAUCUUGAUCUUAGAUAUAAUCAGUUUGAAGGUUUGAUUCCAGAAAAUCUUGGUCACAUGACUUUUCUGGAAAAACUAGAGCUGGCCGGUAACCAAUUUGAAGGAGGGAUACCAAAAUCCUUUGGGAACCUGUGCAACUUAGUUUCCCUAUAUCUGUGGCUUAACAAUCUUGACGGAAUGCUUCCUGAACUUAUUGGUAACUUAUCUGGAUGUCUACAACUCUCCUUGGAAGAAUUGAUUUUGGAUGAUAAUAAAAUUAAGGGACCCGUGUCUGAUAUGAUAAAAAAUAUCUCCUCACUGCGAUGGUUGUCUCUUUCCAACAAUCAACUAAGUGGUACUGUGAGCAAAAGUAUUGGACUCCUAUCAAACCUUGAGGGCAUAGAUCUUUCUUCGAAUUCUUUGAAUGGGACUAUCAGUGAAUCACACUUUUCUACACUAUCCAAGUUACGGUGGUUGGCCAUGUCUUCUAAUUCUUUGAGCAUCAACUUUAGCAAUGACUGGAUUCCUCCAUUCCAGUUGGAUUCUAUAAGACUUGGGUCGUGCAAGUUGGGCCCAAGGUUUCCAAGCUGGUUAAAGUCCCAUAGAAAAUUUUCUUAUCUUGAUAUCUCUGGAAGUGGAAUUUCAGAUAGCAUUCCAGAGUGGUUUUGGAACCUAUCUCCUACAGCAUCUCAUGUGAAUCUUUCUUCCAAUCGUCUCUAUGGAGUCUUGCCAAAUUUGUCAACUACAAAAUUUGCUGAUUCUUUUGGCCUUGGGAUAGAUUUGAGUAAAAAUCAGUUGGAGGGUCUAUUACCAGUAUUCCCUGUUGAUGUCACAUCCAUAAACCUAUCAAAAAAUAGGUUCUUUGGAUCAAUUUCUUCUCUCUGUACUAUAACUGGUGGCAACCUUCAGUUCCUUGAUGUUUCACACAAUCAACUAUCUGGGGAGUUUCCUGAUUGCAUAACGCAAUGGCCAAUAUUAGCUAUUCUAAAUUUGGCUAAUAAUAAUUUAUUUGGGAAAAUUCCAAGCUCUAUUGGAUCUUUGUCUGGCCUUCAAUCGUUGGGUUUGCAAAACAACAAUUUCUCUGGAGAAAUACCUCGGUCCCUAGGAAAUUGCAGUGCCUUGCAAUUUUUGGAUUUGAAUUAUAAUAGCUUCUUUGGAAAAAUACCAACUUGGAUUGGAGAAAGGCUGAGUUCACUAAUUUUCCUUCUUCUGAGAUCCAAUAAUUUUAGUGGAGACAUCCCCUUGAAGUUAUGCUGGUUGACAAAUAUUACGCUGCUAGACCUCUCCAACAACAAUCUAUCUGGAAACAUACCAUGGUGCAUCCAGAAUCUAACUACAUUAGCUGAACAGGGGAUUUCUGCCCAUGAUCAUGAUUUUAUAGAAUCACGUAUUGGUGCUGAUGCUUGGUACGGAGGAAGCUAUGCUGACAAAGCAUUUGUAAUGUGGAAAGGAAUGGAGCGUGAUUAUGAGAAUGGAAAUCUCAAGACUUUGAAAAUUAUUGAUCUUUCAAGCAACAAAUUAACAGGAAAGAUUCCUGUGCAGAU